This is a messenger RNA of Symbiodinium sp. CCMP2456, 411 nucleotides long. NCBI's taxonomy places the organism in Eukaryota, Dinophyceae, Suessiales, Symbiodiniaceae. The record is from the annotation of a GenBank genome assembly.
AUGAGUAUCCUACUUCGGUCCUGCUGCGAGUACGAGACGUGGCUGGGAGAUGGAUCGGUGGAAAAAGCCAAGCUCGUACUUUCCACGCAGUUCGACCUGGUUGGCAUCACCGAACGGAUGAACGAUGCUCUGGUGAGCCUGGGUCGUCUGUAUGGUCUCUCUGCAGAAGAGACUGCGCAGAUCGGACUAAAAGCUGAUGAUCAAGAUAAGCACGACAACUCUGAGAACAAGCUGGACUGGACCGAGGAGGAACUCCGUCUCGCCACUGUUGUGGCGGAGAAGGGAACGCAGAUCUACGAUUUCGGUCAGGAGCUCUUCGACAGGCAGUCUGUGAGUCUCUUUGGGACCUAUGAGAAUUUGCGCGCGGCGGUUGAGACAUUUGAGAAGAUGGACCCAGACAGCCUGGAGUGA